AGUGAGGAGCGUGAGAUUUCAAUACAUAUUUAUUUAUCCUUACCAAACAGAACUGAUCUGCACAUGAGCAUUUUCCGUUUCUAAUUUCCGUUUUUACAUUUAUUACACUUGAGUCAAUUUCCGUUAUUGCACCUAUUACACUUUGCAUAUAUAAUAUUAUCAAUUUGAAAAUACAAAUACCUACAUGCAAUCUUUAUUAAAAUACACAUUCUGAUAUCACUUAAACACUAAUUAAUUACAUUAGUAAGGACAAGAAAGUUUUGGUUAACAAUAUAACAUAAAUAUUUAACCAAUUAGUUACAUUAUUUUAAAGUUGGAGAUUUAGGUAUUUCAUUUUGCAUUUAUUAAAAUUUUAUCGUAAAUACAUUAGUAACUUGUUUACUAAAUUCAAUUCAAAAUGGCUCACAGUGCAGAUGAGUUCAGUACUAAAAACCUGAAAGAUUUGGUUACGAAGCGCAGCUCUAUUAAGGGUCAAAUUACUAAAUUUAAAAAUUAUCUUGAAAGGGUAACAAACCAAGAACAUUUGUCUAGCAUUGAAGUGACCGAGCUUACGCUUAAGUUAACCAAGUUUGAAGGAUUAGUAUCAAAGUUUGACGAUAUACAAACUCAAAUAGAGAUAACUAACUCUGAUAAUAUAGAUUUAGAAAUUGAAGAACGUUCUAGAAUAGAUGAGGAUAUGAUUGUCACCAUUGCCACAGCAAAGACCUUUCUUGAGGAUUUAAAUCAUGAGCACCAAUUGCAGAGACGGGAAUCCAUGGUCGUCAAUAACUCUCAGCCAAAUACUAGUCAUCAGCCAGAGCUAGGUGUAAAGUUGCCCAAAAUUGAAAUACCAAAAUUCAAUGGCGAUUACUUUCAUUGGUUAGGAUUCCGGGAUACCUAUCUCGCAUUAAUUCACCACAAUGAGCGGUUAUCAGCAAUACAAAAGUUCCGUUAUCUGACGUCAUAUUUAACAGGUGAUGCUGCUCGCAUUAUUUCUAACUUAGAGGUGUCUUGUGCUAACUAUAAUGAAGCAUGGCGAUUAAUUUGCGCUCGGUAUGACAAUAAAAGAUUAUUAAUUAAUCACCACUUAAAGGCAAUUCAUGAUGUAAAACCAAUUACGCGCGAAAAUGAAAGCGAUUUGCGUUACUUAGUCGAUCAUAUCACAAAAAAUCUAAGAGCUUUGUCUAGUUUAGGACAACCGACUGAUAAAUGGGACACGUUGAUAAUAUUUAAUCUCCUUUCUAAAUUAGACAGCAAUACUUUGAUGAAGUGGGAAGAAUUACGUAAUGAUCAAGACGACUUCCCAUCAUUAAUUCAAUUCAACAAAUUCUUAAUAAAUAGAGCAGAUAUACUCCAAGCAUUGAAUCGUAAUAAAACAAGCAUUCAACAAAAAGAAAUCACAUUUCAUAGGGAAACAAUGUACAAAAAUAAAUAUAGUCGGAAUCAGAACACAAAAUCAUUUGCUGCCACUACUCAAAACAAAACAAACGUAUUUUUGUGCAUAGUUUGUAACGAAAAUCACCGAAUAUACGAUUGCCCCAUUUUUAAAGAAAAAGGUGUAGAUGAUAGGCUUAAGGAAGUGGAAAAAUAUAAACUUUGCUUAAACUGUUUGAGACAAGGACAUCCCACUAGUGACUGUCGCAUGGGUCCUUGUCGCGUGGGAGAUUGUAAGCUUAGGCAUAAUAGCUUGCUUCACAAGCCAUCCAAUGCAGCAAAUACGAGUAGUUAUGUUGCGUCUGAGGAGCAGCAAACAGCACAAAUAUCACUUUGCUCUUCACAAACAUUCAAUCAAGUGCUCCUUUCGACGGCUAUGAUAGAUGUGAUUAAUCCAAAAACAAAUGAAUGUCUUCGCGUACGUGCUCUGCUAGAUAGUGGAAGUCAAUCUUCAUUUAUCAGUCAGUCCUUAAAAUCAAAAUUGUCAUUGGAAUCCAGUCCCGUGAACUUAAAUGUCCUUGGGAUUGGUAACAACAACAAAAAUAAAGUGUUGGAGAGCUGUACAGCUCAACUAAACUCCAUCCAAACUUCAUUCAACUUAUUGUUGAAUUGCUUUGUUCUAGAGCAAUUAACGGGAGAAUUGCCAAAGUCUCCCAUAGACAGAACACAGCUCACAAUACCAAGUAACAUAAAUUUAGCUGACCCUACAUUUGAUCAACCAGGUCCAAUCGAUAUACUUAUCGGUGCUGACUGCUUUUGGGACGUCAUAGGAGAUGAGCGAAAGUCUCUAGGUCCUAAUAAGCCAAAAUUGCAUAGUUCUAAAUUCGGUUGGUUGAUAGCAGGUCCUAUAAACAACACUAAAGUUGAUAUAAUACAUUCAAAUCAUGCCAUUGUAACCUCAAUGGAUGAAAAUACCAACAUCAAUGAAAUGUUGACGAGAUUCUGGCAACUUGAAGACAUUCCCUCUAAACUAUCACCAAAAGAUAGUGAAUGCGAAAAACAUUUUAAAGAAAAUACAGUUAGAUUAGAUACGGGCAGGUUCUGCGUAAAGCUGCCACUAAAGGACAAUGCAGACUGCCUCGGUAAUUCAUAUAACCUAGCUAAAAAACGAUUAUUAAAUUUAGAAAAAAGAUUCCGAAAAAAUCCUGAUCUCAAAUCACAAUAUUCAAAAUUCAUAAAUGAAUAUGCUGAACUUGGCCACUUAACUAAAACUGACUAUCAAGGUUAUCCAAAUUCACCACAUUAUUAUUUGUGUCAUCACGCGGUGUUUAAAGAAAACAGUGAAUCAUCCCAAAUCCGUGUUGUGUUCGAUGGUUCAGCCCCCUCUACUUCCGGGUUCUCUGUGAAUGACCUAAUGAGAGUUGGCCCAAAUGUCCAGGACUCUCUUUUCUCUAUAUUGAUUCGUGCUCGUCAAUAUAAAUACCUCCUAACUGGUGAUAUUGAAAAAAUGUAUCGCCAAGUUGAAGUCAACAGCGAUGAUAGGGACUUGCAGUUGAUACUAUGGAGAGAAGAUGAGUCCAAGCCAAUUCACACUCUGCGACUGAAUACUCUUACUUACGGAACUGCAAGUGCCAGCUACCUAAGCACAAGAUGUCUUCGACAGGUGGGGGAGGACUGCGAUGAUCCUCGUAUCGGCACAAUCAUUAAAGGCGAUUUCUAUGUCGAUGAUUUAAUCACUGGUGCUAAUGAUGAAACAGAACUACGGUCAAUUCGAAAGGCUAUAUCUGAAGCACUAGAGUCAUACUGUUUUAAACUUAGAAAAUUCAAAUCAAAUUCACUGAGUGUCAUUGAUGAUUUAAAUGUAGAUAACCAACAUAAUUUAACACUGAGCGAAUCAUCGAGCACACUCGGGCUAGGUUGGAGUCCUAAUAAUGAUAUUUUGCAUUUUCCAGUAAAAAUUCCAUCACCAGAUUCUCAGAUAACUAAAAGGUACAUAAUGUCAAGCUCAUUUAAAAUAUUUGACCCAUUAGGUCUAUUGAGCCCUUCGACCAUUCAACCAAAAAUGAUUCUACAAUUUCUGUGGAAGGCUGAAGUCGACUGGGAUGAAUCAGUUAAUCCAGAAAUUUCUAAAAUGUGGCUAGAGUUUGCUAACAAUUUACAUGCAAUUUCAAACUUACAAAUUCCUAGACAUGUCAUUUGCGAUAACGUAAUUGAUAUUGAAAUGCAUUCUUUCAGUGAUGCUUCUACAAAGGCAUACGGAGCUUGCAUUUACAUGCGCACCCGAAAUUCCUCAAAUGAAUUCAGUGUAAGAUUGUUAUGUGCAAAGUCUAAAGUUGCACCUACAAAACCUACCACCGUUCCGCGUUUAGAGCUUUGCGCAGCUCUGCUUUCUGCAAAACUAUCAAAAUCGGUAAUUGAUUCUCUUAGAGACAAACCAACACGCAUUGUCUAUUGGUGUGAUUCAAGUAUUGUAUUAGCAUGGCUCAAAAGUGAUGCCAGUAAACUAAAAACAUUUGUAGCCAAUCGAAUAGGCCAAAUUAUGGAACUGACACCAGAUUCAACUUGGCGUUACGUUCCAACUAAAGAAAAUCCCGCAGAUCUCGUAUCAAGAGGAGUUAACCCCAGUAAGCUAACUAAUUUAGAAUUAUGGUGGAUGGGACCUGGCUACUUGCGUCUUGAUGAAUCCCAAUGGCCAACAUUAAAUCCCCAAAUCCCCCUUGACUUACCUGAAGUUAAGACAAAUGCAUUCGUAAGCACUGCUCCAACUGUUAGUGCAUUUGCAACAAUUGAUACAACCGAUAUUUCUAAUGUAAUAAAUAUAGAAAAUUUCUCAAAUUUAACUCGCUUGAAGAGAGUAACAGCAUAUUUUUUGCGCUUUAUAAAUAAUGCAAGAGCAUCAAACAAAAAAAUAUCUGGUUUUUUGACCACCGAUGAGUUAAAUAAUGCUUUUUAUUACCUUUGUGCUGCUGCCCAAAGGCAAUCAUUCCCUAAAGAGUAUGAACAAUUGAUCUCAAAUAAACCAUUGAGCAAUAAAUCCAACAUGUUGGCUUUGUCUCCAUUUUUAGAUAAUGGUGUAAUAAGAGCAGGAGGUCGAAUUGAAGCCUCAUGUUAUUCAUAUGACAAAAAACAUCCCAUCAUCUUGGAUUCAUCACAUUAUUUAACUAAACUUGUUUUUGAAUUAGAACAUUUAAGAAAACUACAUGCUGGUCCUCAGCUGCUGCUGUCAAUUGUCAGAGAUAAUAUAUGGCCUAUAAAUGGACGAAAACUAGCACGUCGUACAGUUCGAAACUGUGUUCGAUGUAGGCGUGUUGAAGGUAAAACUUUAGCUCCUAAAAUGGGUAAUCUUCCACCCCAAAGGCUAAAUCCAGACUUUCCAUUUCUGUCAGUAGGAACAGAUUUUGCUGGACCUUUUUAUAUUGUAAACCGUAAGGGUAGAGGUUCAAAAUUGAUCAAAUGCUAUAUGUGUUUAUUUGUAUGUUUGCGCUACAAAUGCAUACAUUUAGAAGCUGUUAGCGACUUGUCCAUGGAUUCCUUCUUGAUGUCUUUUAAAAGAUUUAUCUGUCGUCGCGGUAAACCUAUUGAAGUCUUCUGUGACAAUGGCGGUAAUUUUGUUGCCGCAUCCAAAGAAAUUAAUGACUUAUUCAAAAAUGACAAGCAAUCUUUAUUUGAUUUUGCAUCUCAGGAAGGAAUCAAAUUUAAAUUCUCACCUCCUUACGCACCUCACUUCGGCGGUAUCUUCGAAGCCGGAGUCAAAUCUGCUAAAUUUCACUUAAAACGAGUAAUGGGAAAUGCUCACCUAACAUUUGGAGAAUUAAGUACAUUGUUUGCACAGGUGGAAGCAAUUCUCAAUAGUCGUCCCUUGUGCCCUUUGUCUUCAUCCCCUGACCUCCUUUCUCUCACCCCAGGGCACUUUCUGAUCGGAAGAGCGCUAGUGGCGCUGCCAUCACCUGACUUGGAAGACUACAAUGAGAAUCGAUUGCGAAGAUACGCUCGAUUGGAACAAAUACGCCAGCACUUCUGGCGCAGAUGGCAAAGAGAAUAUAUAUCAGAACUACAGAUACGAAAGAAAUGGAAAACUGACAAGGCAAAGCUAAAGAUAGGUGACCUUGUCAUUCUACAAGAAGAUCAUUCACCUCCACUGUACUGGCGUCUUGGUCGUGUGACUCAGCUGUUUCCUGGACCAGACGGCAUAUCCCGUGUUGCUGAAGUGAACACUGCCCGAGGACUCGUGCGACGCGCUCUUGUACGACUUUGCCCUCUUCCAGCAGCAGAAGACGAAGAAGAAGAAGAAGAAUCGUGAAAUCCAGGGAUUCCACCCCGGGGAAGAUGUUCACGCGCCUUAGCUUAGUUGCAUAGCAAUGUUUUAUUUUGUAUACUUGGUAGUGUUUUGUUUAUUAGGAGCUGUCAGUGUAGGGUAUCAAAUUCAUUGAGUUGCAAAUGUCAAAUUAAUAUUUAAUUGUCACUUUUUCUCUUGAGCAAGCUGCAAACACAUUGUUAAAAACUACAGAAAUUAAACUAAAUUCAAUAAAUAAAUAUGUGGGGACAUCUCACACACGGCCAUCCGACCCCAAGCUAGGCAGUACCUGUGUUAUGGGUGUCGG
Messenger RNA from Plutella xylostella (diamondback moth), 5954 nucleotides. Lineage: Eukaryota; Metazoa; Arthropoda; Insecta; Lepidoptera; Plutellidae. The record is from RefSeq and is a predicted model, not a curated record.